GGGCGGCGGCGCCAUGGCUGCGGCGGCGGGGCCGCCCCUCCCGGCGGGCCGCGCGCGGCGCGGGGCGGGGCGGGGCGGCCAUGGCGGCGGCUUGGCUCUGCACUGUCAGGACUGCAGCCUGCACAGCGGCAGCUUUCGGGAGAUCUCUGCAGAAGGAGCUCUGCACAAGGUCGUGGAGAAGGGAAGCUGCUCGCCUGCCCUGGAAUUUUGGUUCGUGGGAGUGUUUGCAGUCGCAAGCCCAGCGGGUUCAUGGUGUCAGGAGUUACCUCAGGAGACCACGGGAGCUGUCUGUGUGUCUGUCCCACCUGGCCCCUGCUGCCGUGGUCCAGCAGAAGGCUGUGGACGGGAGGACAGAAGAGUUCAAACUGGUCUACAGGUUCCCAGGGAUAAAAUACUGCAGGGUCCUGUCGAGACUGAAGCUGCUGCAGACUGCCACCUCCGUGGUCAUGGUGCCUCCCAUCUGCUACCUCUACCUGCAGGGCCAGGUGUCCCAGAAUAUCCUCCUCUAUACAACCGGCAUCGCUGUCUUUGCUGGGGCAAUGCUGUAUGGCAUGAGCUACUUCUUCAGAAGGAUUAUUGGAUUCAUCUACUUAAGUGAAACUGGACAAACUGUCAGAGUGGCCCACUUGACAUUUUGGGGAAGACGUAAUGAUAUUUACUGUCCCAUAGAGACAGUGGUGACUUUGGAUGAAGUUGGAGAUAGCAAGGAUGAGCUACUCCACCAGUUCAAGCGGUACAACAGUACAGAUACUUUGUAUUUUACAAUUAAGUAUGGCCAGAUUGUAGACAGACAGAAAUUUACUCAAAUAUUUGGAGAAUUUGUGUGAUACAGCAGCAUUUCCAAUGGCUUUCCAUGUUCUUUGUGCUUAUUUGUCCAUGAGGUUUAAGUAGUUCACCAAACUACGCAUCCCUGUCCUUUUCCUGUGUAAAGCCUGCUGUAAGUGCACCCAGUGUAGAGUCACAGUGGUAAGGCACAGCCACUGGAUUAAAGGUCUUGCAGCUUGUGUGUGGUGUGAGGAGUGUCUGUUCCAUGUGGGAUUCAGUAAUGUCACAGCAUUCCAAGCCUGAACUGUUCUUGGAAUGUGCUAUAGGAGGCCAAAUUACUGGGGCUGGCCCUGGCUGUUUGUUUCUGUUGGCCUCUUUGGUGGUUAUGAAACAUGAAAAAUCUCUUGAAAUGAAAUACAGGAGCUGCCAGAGUAUCCUCACUUCCAACUCAGUGUUUCUUUUAGCUAAUUUCAGGUUUGGCUGGGAAGCCUCUGGAAAUUAAAGCUGGUCUGGUACAUCCAUUGAUGGUACUGCUGAACGUGAGAGAGGGACUUGAUUAACAUGUGUCAGUGCAGUUGAGGGAACUGGGAAGGUGUGUGGGCUGUCCUGGCCUCAGGAGGAUCCUCCAGGAUGGGAGUGGAACUGGGCAAAAGAGACACUGGCAGCUCAGCUGUUAAGUUAAAGGCUGGGACAAUAUUUCAGGAGUCUCUUACAGAAAUUGCCAUUCAUCAUUGGAAUGGGAAAAGCAGCACCUGUCUCCUUGAAGGACUGUGGUCUUAUUCCAUGGUGCUGGUAUGAUUUCUCCUUUUCCAAAACCUUAGUAGAAAUGAGGAAUUUAAACCCAAAAAACAACCAAACAUAUCACCUAUAACAUAUAAUACAUUUUUUGAAUUGUCAGAAGCAAGAUAAGUCCUUACACCCCUCCUAGUUCCAGCUUCAUUUGAAACUGGCAAAUAAACUGACUCUCACCAAUAA
Passer domesticus (house sparrow) is the source of this 1740-nucleotide messenger RNA. It is a transcript of the gene TMEM186, whose product is annotated as transmembrane protein 186. Gene Ontology annotation, cellular component: mitochondrion. Lineage: Eukaryota; Metazoa; Chordata; Aves; Passeriformes; Passeridae. The record is from RefSeq and is a predicted model, not a curated record. The coding region runs from base 81 to 827 and encodes 248 amino acids. The transcript has 2 exons.